CUGCUGACUGAAUCAAUGGACAGAGUGAAUCACACUGCGGUGUCUGAGUUUGUAUUCCUGGGACUUUCCAAUUCUUGGGAUAUUCAGCUUCUACUCUUUGCAUUUUCUUCUGUGUUCUAUUUGGCAAGCAUGCUGGGAAACUCUCUCAUUAUGUUCACAGUGACUUCUGACCCUCACUUACAUUCUCCCAUGUACUUCCUGCUGGCUAACCUCUCUUUCAUUGACUUGGGGAUUUCCUCUGCUACCUCCCCUAAGAUGAUAUGUGACCUUUUCAGAAAGCACAAAGUCAUUUCAUUCUCUGGCUGCAUCACCCAGAUGUUUUUUAUUCAUUUGAUUGGUGGUGUUGAGAUGGUGCUGCUUAUAGCCAUGGCCUUUGACAGAUAUGUUGCCAUAUGUAAGCCUCUCCAUUAUCUGAUUAUUAUGUGUCCUAGAAUGUGCUCUUUGCUUCUGGCUGCUGCCUGGAUCAUUGGCUUCAUCCAUUCAGUGGUCCAAAUGGCUUUUAUAAUUAACCUGCCCUUCUGUGGCCCAAAUAAGCUGGACAGUUUUUAUUGUGAUCUCCCUAGGUUCAUCAAACUUGCCUGUAUUGACACAUAUAGACUAGAUCUCACGAUCACCAUCAAUAGUGGCUUCAUGUCCAUAGGUGUCUUCCUCAUCUUGAUCUUAUCUUACAUUUUCAUCCUAGUCACUGUUCAAAAGAAUUCAUCAGGUGGUUCCUCUAAGGCUCUCUCUACUCUUUCAGCUCACAUCAUUGUGGUGAUUUUGUUUUUUGUUCCAUGCUUAUCUUUCUAUACGUGGCCAUUCAACCCAUCACACCUAGACAAAUAUCUUGCUAUUUUUAAUGUAGUUCUGACUCCCUUUCUAAAUCCAGUGAUCUACACACUUAGAAACAAAGAGAUGAAGUUGGCAAUGAGGAGAGUGUGCAGCCAGCUCAUGAGUUUCAGUAACAUCUCUUAA
Phascolarctos cinereus (koala) is the source of this 954-nucleotide messenger RNA. RefSeq names its product olfactory receptor 4F3/4F16/4F29-like. NCBI's taxonomy places the organism in Eukaryota, Metazoa, Chordata, Mammalia, Diprotodontia, Phascolarctidae. Gene Ontology annotation, cellular component: membrane. Gene Ontology annotation, biological process: G protein-coupled receptor signaling pathway. The record is from RefSeq and is a predicted model, not a curated record. Gene Ontology annotation, molecular function: olfactory receptor activity; G protein-coupled receptor activity.